This is a messenger RNA of Macrosteles quadrilineatus (aster leafhopper), 2796 nucleotides long. RefSeq lists its product as uncharacterized. Gene Ontology annotation, cellular component: nucleus; transcription regulator complex. Gene Ontology annotation, molecular function: DNA binding. The coding region runs from base 374 to 1054 and encodes 226 amino acids. NCBI's taxonomy places the organism in Eukaryota, Metazoa, Arthropoda, Insecta, Hemiptera, Cicadellidae. The transcript has 3 exons. Gene Ontology annotation, biological process: regulation of transcription by RNA polymerase II. The record is from RefSeq and is a predicted model, not a curated record.
CGUAUAUUCAAUGCAUUCCUUAUAGUGAGUGUUGGACGUAUAUAUUCACCGCUACAAUUAUGUUCAUAAGACUUAAAACGUAAAAAAAUUAUUUUGAUUAAAAGGGUGUUAUAAUCAACUUUAAACAUUAGAUAGAAGUGGUAUUGAAGAAGUAUUGAAUUUGAGUUUCUUUUAAUCUGACAAGACAUUAGUUUCCUAACUAACUGUUUGGCAUACUAGGUAAUAAGAAAUAAAAGAACAGACAAAACGGUUGCUGAAACUUCUCCCCCUAUGUUAGUAGGGAUGGAGAAAAUAUUGUUCUCGUCAACAUUUUUGAGUUUUGAGUGGAUCUGUUUUGGGUUCUCCCUGGACCCAAAAAAGUGGUUUCGAAGUGAUGUCGGUGUGUCUGUACCUAUGUGUGGAUGUGUACAGAGCUACAGACAACAUCUGUGGUCAGAUUUUGAUGACAUGCGAAAGCUUGUGCCGAGAAAGGUGGUUCAGCAUCAAGUCAUGCUAUAUUCGUCACUUGAAAUACUCUGUUCUCAAUUCCAAGCGGAAAGCUUACUACUUGGCCGACUACCUGGAUUUCCUGUUACCAUAUGUAGUGGAUAGAGUGAGAGUUUUCUUGCAAUCAAAAAAAUGCCACCCUGAUCAUUUACCUACUUAUUUGAAAGAAGUAUUGCCUCCAAAAGAAAGUUACCCAGACAUAUUUAGGACAGAAUUGUGUAAUGUCAUCAAAGAAGAAGAAGAAGAAGAAGUGGAUGUUGAAGGAGUGAGUGACUCGGAGUGGAUGGAAAUCACCCCAGAAGUUAUACAAGAACCAACAACAUCUAAUCACAAGUCAAAGAGAUCACCACCAAAAAAUGUCACCAAAACAGCCAAUCCUUCUAAAAAAGUAAAGACGGAAGAGAGCAAACCAAGAACCUACAAAGAUGACGACUUAAAAUUCUUUGAAAGCAUAUUACCUGACAUUGCACGCAUGUCAAACCAUCCAAAACUCAAGUUCAAACAAGAAGCCUUGAGUAUUAUUGAGGACAUUCUUUAUGCAGGGGUUGUCACAGAGGAAAAUAGUUAAUUUAAUUGAGUCGGCUUUGGUGUUCAAUAUUAUUAUUGAAAGCAGACUGGUUCUGUGGCUUUUUAGAGCAUUCAACAAUAAGCUACCUUUAUAAGUAGGGCCAACACGAUUCCAUUAGCAGAAAAUAGAAAAGUGAAGAGGAUUAAUAAAAUUUAAUAUAUCAUAUGUUCUAAGCUGAAAUGUACGCUGGUUGUAUUUAGUGCACAAGUGAUCAAUUAUGUUAAAAGUUAACAAAAUGUGGCUAUUGUUAAGUAUUAUUUUCAUAGGGGUUUAAAAUAAAUAUUAAUCAUAUUAAACUUGUAACUUGUAUGUAUGAUAACUUUUUUUGAGUUAAAUGUUAUUUGAUUAGUGUGUGUGUGUUUAUCGACUUUGUUUUGUAUCGACAUAUUUAAUAUGAGAUGCUGCCUUGUUCUACUUGUUUUUGAAUAUGUUUGUUUUGAAUUUCAAAAAUUUGGUUUCAAGCACAGUGCUAGUUAUUUUAAGGAAGAAAAAGAAAAUGCUUUAGCGAACAUGUGGUCAGUCUGAUCUCUUAGACUGCUGCUAAUCAGACUGCUAAAUAAAAAAUCUACUCUUUUAGCGAAUUUCCCUAUAGGGAAGUAACUAUUACUGUAGGUGGGUGGCAUGGUAAGACCUAGACCUGGGACUGAUUUAUUUUUUUCAGUUUGAUGUCCCUAAAGGUCAGAAACACUAUUUGUUCAAAUUUUUAUAUAUGUAUAAAUGAAUAAAUAAAUAUAUACAUUUAUACAAAUAGAUUUAUGUGUUUAUAUAUAUGUCCAUGAAUGUGAUAACUUGAGUAAUUUUCGUCCAAUUUUGAUGAAAUUUGGCUUGAAGAUGUAGAAGGGGUUAAUGGGGGGUUUUAAGGGUAAAAAUUGGUUUUUUCCAUUUUUUACCCUGAAAACAUAAAAUUUCUCAAUUUCUUUUUCAACCAUGUUGUAUGAAUAAUUUAGUACUGUAUAUUGAAGCGUUGUUGUAUGCUUAACGGUUAUGGAGAAAAAUCAAAUAAAAUGCAAAUUAAUAAUUCCCAUGUUAUUCUUAUGGAAAAUAAGUAAACUGUUGUAGUUUGCUUGUUUAUGGAUAUAUUUUCAUCAAACUUAUUUUUUACAUUAAGUGACCUCACACCGUAUCUGGCGUUCAGUUUAUUUUCUAUGUUAAACCUAGACCGCAAUCAAGUUCAUAUUGAUCUUUUUGUGCAGUGAAUCGUGACUAGCAGGUCCAGGUGUCAUUUACCCUAUCAUCUUCAAGAUAACCAUUUCCACCAACAAUAGUGGUCAGCCUAUUUGAUAUCCCCAAGAAAGAAGUAUGUUCCUUGUGUUAUUAGGAAAUGACUUGGCAUUUUGGCAGUAGAUGUAUGGUACAGGUCCUUGUCCAUCUUGAUCAGGCAAAAACUAGCUGUGUGAGGUAUAAAUCCAUCUAAAUUUGGAACUAAAUGAGUUAAUAAUGCUCUGUGAGACGGUUCAGGUUUGCUACAUAUUUACACUUACCCCCAGGGAUAAGCCAUAUGUUAUUCAUGUAAUUUUUCACUUCGAUAUGAGUAAAAGUGUGUACGAAACAGAAGAAAAUCUUGUUUAUAAUUCAUUAUUAUAAAGUUUUUUUAUAAUUAUAAACCAUUCCUUUAAAAAUCUACAAGAAGUAUAUUUGACUGAUCUGUAAAGUUAUCACUGUAAUGUAAUUAUUUGUUUAGAUAUGCAAUAAAUAUAGUACUUUUAUUUUGUAAACUUGUAUCAGUUAUUAAAGUCCCUAUU